Messenger RNA from Podarcis muralis (Common wall lizard), 943 nucleotides. NCBI's taxonomy places the organism in Eukaryota, Metazoa, Chordata, Lepidosauria, Squamata, Lacertidae. The record is from RefSeq and is a predicted model, not a curated record.
GUCUUAUGGUUUAUAUUAAAUCCAAAAGAGAAGCAUGGAAUAAGCAGUCCUUUGUAAAAUUGCCCUGCCAUCUGCCUCUUCUUCCUUGGUGGCAAGGCCUAAACUUACAAGAUGGUAGAGAGGAAGGCAAGGAGAGACCAAGUAGCAAAUGUCACUCUGGAUCCAGACACAGCCCAUCCCAUACUCAUCCUGUCACAGGAUGGGAAAAGUGUGAGAAGGGGAGACAAACCUCAAGCCCUGCCCAACAAUCCUGAGAGAUUCAGUCACAUGCCUUGUGUGUUGGGACGUGAGGGAUUCACAGCAGGCAGACAUUUCUGGGAAGUCACUGUGGAAAGUGGGGAAGAUUGGACUCUGGGGGUCGCCAGGAAGUCUGUGGAGAGAAAGGGCUAUUUCAUCUUCAGUCCUGAGGGAGGAAUCUGGGCUGUGGGGAAGUGGGGAGAGAAGUGCUUGGCCUGCACCUCCCCUGAUGACACUCCUCUGUCCCUGUUUUGGGAGCCCAGGAGGAUCCGGGUGACUCUGGACUAUGAAGGGGGACGUGUGUCUUUUUCUGGCGCUGACUCAGGAGCCGAACUCUACACGUUCUCAGGAGCCUCGUUCUCUGGAGAGACCCUCCUCCCUUUCUUUUAUCUGGGGGAAAACAAAACCCAGCUCAGUAUCUCCUGAGGAGACUAAAUCUGCCUCUCAGGCCCAGCAGGAGUUUCUCUCCAGACCAGAGUGACUGACAUAAAAACCAUUUACCCGCCAAGAGCAGGUUGGGCAGUUUUCCAAAGGGCCCUUUGAGAGGAUUCAUUCCAGUCAAAAUCAGCAGAAAUAACAAAACAAAAAUGAGUUGUUCUUGCUUUGCGUUUUCUUUACAUUUCCCAGAAUUCCCUCUGAAGCUCACUUCUUAGAGAGACAGUCACACUUUUAGAAGUCCUAAUAAAUUUUCUCACCUUCAAUCUUC